This is a messenger RNA of Pygocentrus nattereri (red-bellied piranha), 1031 nucleotides long. Its product is annotated as cytokine receptor common subunit gamma. Lineage: Eukaryota; Metazoa; Chordata; Actinopteri; Characiformes; Serrasalmidae. The transcript is spliced from 6 exons. Gene Ontology annotation, cellular component: external side of plasma membrane. The coding region runs from base 79 to 876 and encodes 265 amino acids. Gene Ontology annotation, biological process: cytokine-mediated signaling pathway. The record is from RefSeq and is a predicted model, not a curated record. Gene Ontology annotation, molecular function: cytokine receptor activity; protein binding.
AUAUAUCUCGCAGCAAUCCUUUCUUCAUGUAGGGGAGGGUGAGAACGCUUCACUCAAUGACUGUGAAGAAGAGCAGUCAUGAAGUGCUGGAACCGCUGGGUCCUGCUCGUCCUGUCUGUGGUCCUCUGCUUUCAAAUAUGGGCAGAAAGCUCUUCAGCAGAUAAAAUUAUUAAUAUGAGAAUUACUAACACAUCAGACAGUAUAACGAUAACAUGGGAAAAUCCAGACAAAAGAAAGAGCGACCCGUGUUUCAGAGCUGAUGUGCAGUACAGGCAUCUCUGUGACUCAUCCUGGAAGAUUGUUAAUGACAUUAAAGGGUUCUCCUUUAAGUUGCCUGCUCCAGAUAUGAGGAAGAACUAUGCUUUCAGAAUACGAGCAAGGCUGCAUUGUAUCAAUGGGACCUGGAGCGAAUGGAGUCAAGAGAAAUACUGGAGGAAUGACACAGGUCUCUGCAUUGCAGAAAAAUCAUCAGCUGGCAUCAGGGACUAUCUGUUGGUCACUGUGCUGCCAGUGACAUGCUUACUGCUUGUCUUUGCAAUAACUCAGGAGCGGGUAAGAAGACUUGUCCUUCCUAUAAUUCCAGAUCCAAAGCACACUCAGGAGAGAAUUUUAAACAUUGAACAGUUCCAGUGGUUCACCAGCUUUUCAGAGACGUGUGAAGAGUGCGAAAUAGUAGAAAUUGAGGUGGACUAUGAGAGGGAGGAUCAGAAGUCUGAAAUUACUGAAGAACAACCAAAACAGAAACCUACAAAUGCUUCCCCAGAAAGCCAUGACCAAGGCCUUAUUGCAAAUACCAGCAUGUACUCACAUGAUUCACCUGAGGUCAAUGCGGUGCCACAGUGUUCUCACACCAUAUCAGGCUACAUUGUCAUUUAAAUACUGACAAUUAAAAAACAUUUCAUUUUUUAUAAUUUAAUAUGUCCUUCAAGUGCAUAUAUACACUUCAAUAAUGUCUUUUGACUUUGUACUUGUAAAUAUGAACAAAAAAGUAUGUACUCAUAGGCAUAAACAAAGACGUUUGAAAAACAUAA